This is a messenger RNA of Phalaenopsis equestris, 1787 nucleotides long. RefSeq lists its product as uncharacterized. The record is from RefSeq and is a predicted model, not a curated record. Bases 45 to 1607 code for a protein of 520 amino acids. Lineage: Eukaryota; Viridiplantae; Streptophyta; Magnoliopsida; Asparagales; Orchidaceae. Gene Ontology annotation, molecular function: protein kinase activity. The transcript is spliced from 7 exons. Gene Ontology annotation, biological process: meiotic sister chromatid cohesion, centromeric; mitotic spindle assembly checkpoint signaling.
ACUUCACUCCUUUGGCUCUUCGCUGCGCGUGCUCAUCGGCAACAAUGGCGAGCAGCUCGCAGAAGGAUCUUUUCACGUCGGUGAUCUCAGAGAUCAAAAACUACGCUGGCGAUGAUCCCCUCCGUCCCUGGGUACGAGGCAUUCGGAAGAUUCACCAGUCGCUACCAACACAUGUUCUCAGCGAGAAACUCCCUCGAUUCCUUCAGAAGUGCGCAGAAACCUUCGAAUCUGAUCGCCGCUACCGAAAUGAUUCUAGAUAUCUAACAGUAUGGAUUCAACUGAUGGAUUAUGUGGAAGAUGCAGCGUUGAUAUUGAGAAAGAUGGAGAAGAGUCAAAUAGGUCUGAAACGGGCUAAGUUCUACAUUGCCUAUGCUUUGUACUACGAGAAGAAGAAGAGAUUUGAGGAUGCGGAGAAGAUAUAUCUGUUGGGUGUUCAAAAGAUUGCUGAACCAAUAGGAGAAUUACAGAAAUCAUAUGAUCAGUUUCUUCACCGGAUGAAACUGCUCAAGUAUCGAAGUGCUAAACGGGAAGCAUUGGCCAGCAUUGGUGCAACAACUACAGGACAUUCUCAGAAAACCUCAACCUCUAAUGAUCUAAAAAACCAGCAAAGUGCAGAAAGCAUUUUUAAAACUGACCCUGUGGAAGAAAAUUCAAGUUGCAAAGUAGUUAAAAAGCUUCUUCGACCUCAAUCAAUUUCCAUCAAUGAUCUGGAUAAGUCAGCUCCAUUGCACAGAGAUGGUGUGGGUUUGUCUCAAGUUGAUGAUCCUCACCAUCAUGAUCUAUCAGAUCCGGCUAUCAACAUGGAGGAGUCCAUGAAUGUUACUAGUAAUAUGUUUAAUGAGGUUAAACAAAAGCCAAAUCAGAGUGGAAAUACCAUUGAGGUGUUUGCUGAUGGAGGAAUGGAAGAAUCAGGAGAUGUUUAUCCCAGCAUUAUUUCUAAUACCCGACCUGUUUCUGCUAAGUUUGUGAAUUCAGAUUCCCCGAAGAGAAAUGACAACACUGAGUUACAGAAGCCUUUUGUCGGAGCUUUCAACAUUCUUCCAGAUGAGGAGGAUGAUGAUGUUGAUGAAGAUUCUCAGGGAGAUUGCAUGGAAAUGGAAGAACCAAAAGAAGUAUCUUGCCAACAAUCUUGGCCUACUUCUCAUUCUAUCACUGAAACAGGAAGAGAUAAUUUUGAUGUUAGAUUGAAAGAGGACACAGUCUUUCGGAGACUGAAAGAGGAUACUGUUAUUCGAAAAAUUGUUGGUUCAACAGUUUUUGAAGAGCCAAAGGUUGAAAAUGCAUGCCAUCAUGGUUUAGUGGAUCCAACAAUCAACCUCAAGCAAGCCAUAGAUGAUAUAAAUGGCAUGUUUGGAACGCCACUGAAUUUUGUCAAGGCCCGCAAAUCUAAGAAACAAGAAAAACAUUCUAAACCGAAGGCAGAUAGCAGCAAGCAUGGAUUUUUUAUAUUAUCUGAUGACACCAUGGAGAAGAAUUUGAAUGUUCAAGCUCCACCAUGCAUUUCGUCCUGUUCUAAUGGAACAAUGGAUUUUUUGGAGCCCACAGUUUUCACUAAAGAGGCCAUGAAUGAAAUCAAUGAUUUGUUUGGAAAACCACUCGACUUUUAGAGAAAUGAAUGAUAGACUUGAUUUUUUUUCCUGCUGUAGAGAGUUGCAGAACCUUACAUUCAAUUUUCAAGAUUUCUAUCGUUGCAGGGAAUGUCGGUGGAGGUUUAGAAGACUUAUGCUUGAUUGCUGCGUAUUUCUUUCAGCUGCAGUUGUGACAACAGCUUCUUUAUCCUUCAGUAA